Molecule: messenger RNA, 2577 nt
Organism: Nematocida ausubeli
Lineage: Eukaryota; Fungi; Microsporidia
Exons: 1
Coding region: 1-2577 (858 amino acids)
Source: RefSeq, a predicted model, not a curated record
AUGGAAGAAAAGACCACCCGCGUUCCCUCACGGGCAUUUACCUCACUUCUUCGCUUUUCCAGCUCUAUAGGCCUGCUAGGCUCAAAGUACCACUAUGGGUUUAUUUCGGAUCUUGGGUCCACGCAGCAAGACAGAGAGCAGAUAACAGGAUUUGUAAAAGCGCUUGAGCAGGAACACGCCCCAUAUGUGAUAGUAAAAAAGUGCAUAGUAUAUCUAGACAGAGAAAGACUGCGGGAGAUAAGAAGAAUGGGCAGAAAGCAUCCAGAACAUGCACUUCGCGUCUGCAGGGCUGCACUUGAACACUUAAUUCCGAGAUGGAGUGUGUCUCUUAAGACGCUGUUUCUCUCUGCUUUGCAUCGCAUGGAAGAUAAAGUAGAACACAUACAGCUUGCAGUAGAAGUAAGUGAGGCCUUAGAGCAUGCUCUUGAUACGCCCACGCAAGAAUAUCUAGACAGAUAUAUUGCUUCUAGAUGCACACACGGCAUAAUAUUGCAGGCUAUUAGGUUCAUGCUGGAACACACAAAAUAUACAAAGUAUCUAUCAAGCCUGCUGUCUAUAUGCUAUUCAUCAAGCGAAGGAAAGGAGUAUUUUCUCUCUCUUCUGCAGGUGCGCACUGCCAGUAGCACUCUUCUCUAUAUUCAUACUGUGCACGCUCUUUUUAAAAAGAAUGUAUUUCAUCGCCUAAAUGCACAGAGCGCAUUGCAGAGCCGUAUUACAGAUAUCAUUGCUUGCGAGAUGCAUUGGCUCACAGAGAAAAGGAAGUAUAGAGAUGAUUCAUCCACAAAAAAGAUCAAAAUAGAAAGUACAGGUAUGUACAGCAAUUCCCACAGUAGAGUGCUUGCAAGUGCUCUGCAUUUCUUAGAGGUAGCUUUUAGAUGUAGCUGGUUAUCUUCUGCCCAGAUAAAAGCCACAAUUCCACUUCUAUUUGCUUUAUUUAAGAAAAGCCAAAAGAUUAAAGCACUUAGAACGCUCUCAUAUACAGCACAGCACAUGAAUAAGGAAGAUGCUGCAGUUCUAUCUAGUGCAGGUAUGUCUUACAUCUCUUCUACUUUGGAAAAGGAGGAGAAAGAAAACAUACAAAAAGAUAUAUCAUCAGUAGUGGUGCUGUAUAACAUUUCCACGCCUGAAAAUAUUCAGCUGCUAGGAAUGUCUGGCAUAUAUAGGCUAUUGGAAAUGAAGGAAAUAAGCAACCAAAAACUCACUGCUAUUAUUGGAAGGGCAUGCCAGAACAAGUAUAUGUGCCUGCAACUCUUUGAAGAGCUUAUAAACAAGCACGAAAGCUCGCUUGCUAUUAUUAAAGCAUUUGCACAUGCAAAGAUACAGCUUUCAGACGAGAUGCUUUCUAGCUAUGUGGAUAUGGUUCAGAGUCAAGGUGGGCCUGGAUGGAUAGUUACUGAGCACAGCUCUAAAUACAUUAUAGAGAUUCUGCCAGAAGAUCAGAAGGAAGAACUUACCUGCCAUAUGCUUCAAUGGGCAAGUGCUCUUCUUUCUCGAUCUGAAAACAGCAUAUACUUAUGCCACAUUAUUUCUGAGUGCGCUGCACAUGUAUCAAGCUCCUCUGCGCUGCAUGCUGCAUUAACAUCUCUUUAUGCCCAAUUUGGAGAGAAAUCCGACAGUGCAGCCUUCUUUCGAGCAUGCCAUGCUAUCUUUUGUCGUCUCAUAGCGCUAGGCCAGCUAUCUACAGAUAGCUCCAUGAUUUCCGUGUUUGUGUUCAAGCUUCCCUGCUGGAUCCGUGAAGUAGAGACCGCUCUUUUGCCAAGAAUAUACAAACUUGCACGCUGCCUGCAUGCACACACGCGCGGGUGGAUAGAGUGGGACAAUACUUUUUUUUCGGUGCUGGAGAGACUUCCAGCAUACGCGCCUGGCAAGAAAACUGCAGAGUUUUAUUUGAUGGAGUCUCUCUGCUAUUAUAGAAAUAUAGACAGGGCCACAAAGAUAAUAGACCGCUACACAGCUAGCCCAAAUGCAGCACGCUGUGCAUACAGGGCCCUCCAGGCUUUUAGCGCGGGCGGCUUCAUGAAAGAGGUUCUUAGCUAUCUUAUAAAACGAUACACCGAAGAGAAGACAGAAAAGAAAGCUGCAAUAGUUAAACUUAUUGUCUCAAGUGUGAAAGGAACAACCGAGAAAACAGAUCACUCUGUGAAUAGCCUCUUAGUUGCAGUCCCUGUUCUUGAAGAUGCGCUAAAAUCAGGCAAUACAUCAGGAAAAAAGAACGCACUAGUUUUAUCUGCUCUUCUCAUCCAGAAAUCUGCUGGCUCUGUGAUUGGGUAUAAAAUGGCAGUGCAUAUACUCAACUGUGUUUUUCCAUUAAUUCUCAACAAAAAAACACAAAAAGAGUUCUUGGCUGUUCUAGCAGCUGCUACAAAGAGUCUGUCUGUUGAAUUUGUUGCGUCAUAUCUCACGCCAGGCCUGGCACAUCCCGACAAACGGGUUAGAAGCAUGUACCAAAAGUCCUAUAUCCAUGUAAAGAAUAGUAUAUUAUAUGUCUCUCUGUUAGGGCUUCCUGACCCUAUGGAGAUUCCUGACUUUCUAUCUACAUGCAUAAUUUCGCAUAGAGAGUUUACAAAAAAUUUCUAG